GUGCUACAGCGAGCGGGACGAGCUGAUGAUCUGGCCAAAGCUGUCGGGGUGCCAUACUUCCUGCCGCACGAUGGCGAGCGAGGGCAUCCGCCAGCCCCGGUCGGCCAGCCCCUGAUGCUCGCGGGUCAGACCGGCGAUGGUGGUGAGCGCGUGGAGGGUGGGGGGCGGAUCGAGAGGAUCGGGUUGAUGAGUCCUCGGAACGGCCUGCCUCAGCGAGUCGGUCAGCCGAACGCCUUUUUCGAUGGUCAUGGUCUGCAGGGUCCCGCCGCCCAUGUUGGCUGCACGUCGGCCGGCAACGUGGCCCUCCACCAUGGCCACGAACACGUCCAGACACCACAUGGGGAAGCCGUAGGCAAAUCGGCCGAAGGGGUAGCAAAGAACGACAUGCGUCAGCUUCGUCAGGUAUGUCGCCCAUUCGGUGACCAAACCGAUGGUGGUCCUCUCCCAAAACGACCGCUCGUCUUUGUCGGCCGCGCUGAUGGUGAGGUGGUGCUGCUUGCGGGCGGCGUUCUGCCACGUCAGGGGCGGCAACUGCAGCUGCGUGAGCAGAGGAAUGGGUAGGAAGGCCAUGACGAUGCUGAGGAGACCGGCCUGCACACACCACACAGCACGCGGGACGGUAAGAGAUAUGCUUCAGGGUGUGCAUGCCCUCAGUGCGUCGGGGCCACACUCACCGUGUCAGCGAUUUGUUGCCGAAGGUUGCUCUCCCUAUCCUGACGUCGCUGCCGCUCCUCAUUACUCUCACCACCACCAGCAGCAGAUGCACACGCAGUCGAAGCCGCAGCAGCAGCCGGCGCGUGCACGGCCUGCACCCAUACACCCAACACACAUAAACACAGCCAACACCCGCUGGUGAAAUGCGCCAGUGCAAGCGGUGGUCUGAUGCGCCUCACCUGUCUACCCUCCUCCAUGGCUAGAUGUAGAACUGAUGCAGCGGAUUGGCCUCUGUCCGCUGCGAUGAGAACAAACUCCAAAGGCUUCUCUGAGGCGGCGGCUACUUAAGCGAUGCUCUCAGUCCCUCCCUGAUGCACAAACACACACAUCACAAUCAGCACAUGAAUGGCGAACUCCAGGACGGACGCUCGAAUGCUUCUCACUCCCUGCGAGGCGUACCAGGCACAAUGCGGGACCUCGGGCGCCCUUCGAUGCUCCCCCCCCGCCAGCCCCGAUCUUGCGAGCUCAAGAUGUUGGCGUCUUUCGCGGACGGCAGGGUCUCUAUGAGAGGCUAUACCAUCCCUCUUGGCAGAUCGCGGCUCUGCUGUGUGUUUUCUUCUUCACUCGAUCCAUCGGAAUGGACCGUCCUACCCACGCACAGGCCCCCGCGACUGUCUGCCCGUCGUCA
Messenger RNA from Vitrella brassicaformis, 1342 nucleotides. Lineage: Eukaryota; Vitrellaceae. The record is from the annotation of a GenBank genome assembly.